Molecule: messenger RNA, 786 nt
Organism: Mesorhabditis spiculigera
Lineage: Eukaryota; Metazoa; Nematoda; Chromadorea; Rhabditida; Rhabditidae
Source: the annotation of a GenBank genome assembly
AUGCCGCCCUCAUGCUCCCGGAAAAGUUUUAUUGCUGGAGCUGCUAUGGACGAUGAGCAGCUCCGAACACUAUUUGCAUCCUUAACAGAAUUAGCACAACAAGGCCCAAUUCCAGUCCAAGCCUACUCGAUGGUAGUAAGAAAUACCUCUCCCGAAUCAUUAGCUGAGCAGCUUCAUCAAAGAUGGCUCGCCGAUUCCAAAUUCUCUCCUAUAGCUGCUGAUAUCAUUUUACACAUUUAUAAUCUUGAUCGUGGGGACUUCGGGUUGGCUUCCUGUUGCCUUGCUUUAUUGUUGAAUGAUUACCGUAAUCGUUUGGCCGUGAGGAGCUCGAGUCGGCUGAUGUUUCGGAAUUCUGUUAGGGCGUUGUUUGGUCUCUAUCCAAUCUACCUCAAAAUGGACGAAUGCGUGUCGAAAUGCUUUGUGAAGCCGAUGUUCAACUGUUUGGAUAUGUUGCUGGAUAAUAAUCCGGAUCGGGAGGAUACAAAGACAAUGGGAAUGUUGCUAGCUGAAAAUGGAAAAACCCUGCAUCAUUUAAAUCAAUAUUUAGUAGAUCAGUUAAUCCUUAAGGUUCGUGAACAUAUGUGUAGUGAUGAGGACCAUAUUAACAUGGAAAUUCGUCGGAUAUUCUUACACCUCUUGGACCUGUGGGCAUUUGGCUGGAAUGAACUGGCAAUCCCCGACUGUCUAAUCGCCGAUUAUGUAGCCCCCACCACCCCGAAAGCUCUUCCUGUCGUCAGGAAGGACGACAUCCAGAAGCAGGAAUUCGGCAGUAAAGAAAGUAUUGUG